Molecule: messenger RNA, 1008 nt
Organism: Miniopterus natalensis
Lineage: Eukaryota; Metazoa; Chordata; Mammalia; Chiroptera; Miniopteridae
Gene: SLAMF1
Product: signaling lymphocytic activation molecule family member 1
Biological process (GO): lymphocyte activation
Cellular component (GO): membrane; cell surface
Molecular function (GO): signaling receptor activity
Source: RefSeq, a predicted model, not a curated record
AUGGAUCCCAAGGGGCUUCUCCCGGUGAAUUUCCUGCUGUUUUUCUCCCUGGCUUUUGAAUGGAGCUGUGGAACAGGCGAGGUCUUGAUAAAUUGCCCAACAAUCCUUGGGCAGUUGGGAAGCAACGUGCUGCUGCCCCUGACACCCGAAAGGAUAAGCAAGAGCGUGAACAAGAGCAUCCGCAUCGUCAUCACAAAGGCAAAAUCACCGGGGGACUGGUCGAAAAAGAAAAUUGUGUCUCAUGAUCUGCCAGAAGGGGGCUCUGCGCACUAUUUGGAAGAUGGCUACACGUUCGAUCUGGAAAACCUGGGGAUCUUGGAAAGCAAAAAGGAGAAUGAGGGCUGGUACCAUAUGACCCUGGAGGGAAAUGAUUCAGUCCAGCACUUUUGCCUGCAGCUGAAGCUCUAUGAGGGGGUCUCCACUCCAGAAAUUAAGGUGUUGAACUCAACUCAGAAGAAUGGAAACUGCAGCUUGAUGCUGGCCUGCGUGGUGGAGAAGGGGGACCACGUGGCUUACAGCUGGAGCAAGGAGGCAGGCAUCCAGUCACUGAGUACAGCAAAUGGCUCCCACCUCCUGUCCCUCACCCUUGGCCCUCAGCAUGCUGACGACAUCUACAGCUGCACAGCGACCAACCCCAUCAGCAACCGUUCCCAGACCUUCAUCCCGUGGUCUAGAUGCAGGUCCCAUUCCCCAGAAUCAAGACAAUGGGUACUGUAUGCUGGGCUGUGCUUACUGGGCAUCGUUGGUGUCAUGAUUCUCCUUGUGGUAACGCUACUGUUGAGAACAAAAGGUAAAUCAGACCAUUACCAGCCAACAGUGGAAGGAAAAAGCCUUACAAUCUAUGCCCAAGUCCAGAAAUCAGGUGUUGUUCAGAAGAAAUCCGAUCCCCUGCCAGCUCAGGACUCCUGCACCACCAUUUAUGUUGCUGCCACAGAGCCUGUCCCAGAGCCUGUUCAGGAACCAAGCUCCAUCACAGUCUAUGCCAGUGUGACACUUCCAGAAAGCUGA